Ilex paraguariensis (yerba mate) is the source of this 1047-nucleotide messenger RNA. The record is from the annotation of a GenBank genome assembly. Lineage: Eukaryota; Viridiplantae; Streptophyta; Magnoliopsida; Aquifoliales; Aquifoliaceae.
AUGGAUUUUUUGGAAACACCUGAAAUACAGAUUCUGGGUGUUGCUGUUGCUCUGGUUGCCGUUGCAGCUGCUGUAUACUUCUUUUCCUCCAAGAAACCUAAAGGCUGCUUAGAUCCUGAUAAUUUCAAGGAUUUCAAACUCGUGAAGCGCACCCUACUCAGCCACAAUGUUGCAAAGUUCAGAUUUGAACUUCCUACACCUACAUCAAUGUUGGGUCUCCCUAUUGGACAGCACAUAAGUUGCAGGGGUAAGGAUGUUCAAGGUGAAGAUGUUAUAAAACCAUACACUCCAACUACUCUGGACUCUGAUCGUGGAUAUUUUGAGUUAGUUAUUAAGAUGUAUCCGCAAGGUAGAAUGUCCCACCAUUUCCGGGAGAUGCGUGUUGGUGACUACAUGGCUGUGAAAGGACCAAAGGGCCGUUUCAAGUACCAGCCUGGACAAGUGAGAGCAUUUGGAAUGCUUGCUGGAGGGUCUGGUAUAACUCCUAUGUUCCAGGUUGCUAGAGCUAUAUUAGAAAACCCACAAGACAGGACGAAACUGCAUCUCAUCUAUGCCAAUGUCACGUAUGAGGACAUUCUUUUAAAGGUAGCUAAUGGUUGCCUUUGUGACGUGGCCUCCAUCGUGAAUUCAGGUCCAGGCGAAGUUCUAAAACCUGGGGUGCUUGCGUUACCUCUUCAACUUGUGUACCUGUUGCAGGAAAAUAUGAGAUUUAAAAUGCAACAAGAAAAUGGGAAAUUUAAUUGGUCAACAUUAGAGAGCGCUUAUGAGCCAUAUAGUGGGCUGCCAACAGAAAAAUUGAAAAAAGCCCAAGAUGUCCAAGGCCGUUUCAAGUACCAGCCUGGACAAGUGAGAGCAUUUGGAAUGCUUGCUGGAGGGUCUGGUAUAACUCCUAUGUUCCAGGUUGCUAGAGCUAUAUUAGAAAACCCACAAGACAGGACGAAACUGCAUCUCAUCUAUGCCAAUGUCACGUAUGAGGACAUUCUUUUAAAGAAAAACCAAGACGUUGGAGAGGACGGAGAAGAUGCUAGAGAUCGUCGAAGUUCUUGA